This is a messenger RNA of Kalmanozyma brasiliensis GHG001, 3648 nucleotides long. RefSeq names its product SMCs flexible hinge. Gene Ontology annotation, molecular function: cohesin loader activity; protein binding; ATP hydrolysis activity. Bases 1 to 3648 code for a protein of 1215 amino acids. Gene Ontology annotation, cellular component: chromosome. Gene Ontology annotation, biological process: mitotic sister chromatid cohesion. The transcript has a single exon. The record is from RefSeq and is a predicted model, not a curated record. Lineage: Eukaryota; Fungi; Basidiomycota; Ustilaginomycetes; Ustilaginales.
AUGUACAUCAAGACGCUCACAAUCCAGGGCUUCAAGUCCUAUCGAGACCAGACCGCCGUGGAGCCCUUCUCGCCACACCACAAUGUCGUUGUCGGUCGAAAUGGUUCGGGCAAGUCCAACUUCUUCUCGGCCAUCCGAUUUGUCCUUUCCGAUGCCUACACUUCCAUGUCUCGAGAGGAGAGGCAGUCGCUACUUCACGACAGCUCAAGCUCCACCUCGGCCACCCUCUCAGCUUUCGUAGAGAUCGUCUUUGAUAACAGCGACAACCGCUUCCCCACCAACGGUACCGAGGUCAUCCUCCGCAGGACAAUCGGUCUCAAGAAGGAUGAAUACAGUAUCGACCGCAAGUCGGCGUCAAAAGCCGACGUAGCCAACCUGCUCGAGUCCGCCGGUUUCUCUCGCAGCAACCCAUACUAUAUCGUCCCUCAGGGCAGAAUCACCCACCUCACAAACGCCAAGGAUCAUGAGCGACUCGGCCUCCUCAAAGAGGUCGCGGGUACUCGUGUCUACGAACAACGAAGAGCCGAGUCCAUCAAGAUCAUGGAAGACACCAGUGCCAAGCGGACCAAGAUCGACGACCUCCUCGCCUACAUCGAGAACCGUCUCAGCGAGCUCGAUGACGAGAAGGAGGAGCUGCGCGAAUACUACGAAAAGGACCGCGAGCGCCGAUGCAUCGAGUACAGCCUUCACCAACGUGAGCUCACCGAAUGCGCCGAGCUGCUCGAAAAGCUCGAAGACGAGCGACGACGCGACGUCGACGCCUCCAACGAACGUAGGACCGAGUUCAACGAUCGCGAAAAGCUGCUCGCUCGCCUCGAGGCAGAGAUCGCAGCCACCAACCAAACGGUCGAGCAGCGCAAUCUCGAGCGGAAUCAGCUCGAGCAGGAAAGGCGAGAGGUUGCAAAGCAUCUGGCCCAGAUCGAGUCGCUCGUCGAAGAGCUCGAAGAGGUCGGAGAGAAGCGAGCCGAUCGACGAGGUGCGCUCGAAGCCGAAUUGACCCGCAUCCGUGCCGAGAUCCAGCAAAAGCAGGCGCAGCUCGAACAGCUGCGACCCAACCUCGAGGCUAUCCAGACCGAAGCCGAGCAGCUCCGUGCAAGACUCGAAGAGACCAAGGCUCGCGUUUCAGCGCUGUACUCCAAGCAGGGUCGCUCGGCUCAAUUCCGCACCCAACGCGAGCGUGACGAAUACCUGCGUUCUCAGAUCGGAGGCCUGGACCAGUUCAUCCAGUCACAGCAGACACGUAUCGAAGAGACUGGUCGUGAGCGUGCCAGUGUCUCGGAGCGAAGAAACGCCACGCUUCGCAGCAUGGAAGAGACCGAAGCCAGCCUCGAGAGCCGAAAGGACACCGUUCAGCAACUGGCUAUCGAGUACGCAGCCAAGCGAGACCGUCGAGACGAGCUCACAGAGACACGCAAGGACCUCUGGAAGGAGGAAGAGUCGCUUCGGUCCUCCCUCGCCUACGCAGGAAACGAGCUCUCGAAUGCACAGCGCAAGCUCGUCGGCAUGAUGGACAAGAACACCGUCCAGGGUUUGCUCGCCGUCGAAAAGAUCGCGGAUCAGCUCGGCCUGGAGGACAACGUAAAGGGACCUAUCUAUCAGCUCUUCACCGUCGAUGACAAAUACAAGACCGCAGUCGAGUCGGUCGCCGGUACCUCGCUCUUCCACGUCGUCGUCGACACGGACGACACGGCGGCCAAGCUGCUCGAAGUCAUGACUCGCGAGAAACGGGGCCGUGUCACUUUCAUGCCGCUCAAUCGCCUUCAUCCUAAGGAAAUCGACUUCCCAGCCACGCAGGAUGCCAUUCCCCUGAUCAAGAAGCUUCAGUUCGACAAGGCGUAUACACCUGCAUUCCAGCAGAUCUUUGGCCGCAGCAUUGUCUGCCAGAAUCUCGAGAUCGCCGCUGCUUACGUGCGCAGCCACGGAGUCAACGCUGUCACCCUCGAUGGUGACAAGGUCGAACGCAAGGGUGCGCUUUCCGGUGGUUACCAGGAUCCGAGGCGCAGUCGUCUCGACGCGGUCAUUGACGUGCGCAAGUGGAAGACGCAGAGCGAGCAGGACUCGGCCAAGCAGACAGAAGUGCAGCGCCGUAUCGCCGAGAUCGAGCAGGAGGUCACGGCGUUGAUGGGCGAGAUGUACACCUUGCAGCAUCGCCGGGACGAAGCCAGAAACUCGCGUGGGCCGCUCAUGGACCAGCUCCAGCGCGCACGUACCGAGGUCGAGGAUCUCGCGCAACGACUACAGAGUAUCGAGAGGCGUGAAGCCGACCAGAAGCUCGAGCUCAAGGCAACACAGACCCAGCGAGCGGGUCUCGAAGAGGAACUGCGCACGCCGAUGUCACAAGGCCUCACCCCGCAAGAAGCCGCACAGCUCGAUACGCUCCAUGCGCAGGAGGACCAGCAAAAGCGUGAAUGGGCCGACAAAUCCAACUCCCUCGCGGAGCUCUCCAAGCGCCGCUCCAUUCUCGAGAUCGAUCUCUUCGAGAACUUGCGUCGACGCCAAGAAGAGAUCGGAUCGCAGCUCGAGGCGCUUGGCGAGUCGCUCGGUGGUGACGACGCAGCUACCGCCUCCGGUGUCCAGGACGUGUCCGCGCGCAAGCGUGAGAUCGAGACGCUUCGCCGUCGCAUCGCCGACCGCGAGAAGCGCAUCAAGGCGAUCGAAAAGGAGCUCGAUCGUCUUCUGCAAUCGCAGCAAGACACGCAGGCCAAGCACGACAAGACCAAGGCCGACCAGGCCGAAGACGCGCGCAGCAUCGCACGCCAGCAGAAGAACGUCGAGCGAUACCUCUCGAAGCGUUCGCGUCUGCUGGACCAGCGCGACAGGUGCAACCAGCUCAUCCGCGAUCUCGGCGUGUUGCCCGAAGAGGCGUUCGAGAAGUACAUCAACACCAACGCAGACAAGUUGCUCAAGAAUCUGCACAAGGUCAACGAGAGUCUCAAGAAGUUCUCGCACGUCAACAAGAAGGCUGUUGAGCAGUACAACUCGUUCACCAAGCAGCGCGAUCAGCUGCUGGAGCGAAGGGGAGAGCUCGAGCAGAGCGCAGAGAGCAUUCAGGAGCUGAUCGACGUGUUGGAUCAGAGGAAGGACGAGGCGAUUGAGCGCACCUUCAAGCAGGUGAGCAAGUACUUUGAGGAGGUCUUCGAGAAGCUUGUACCUGCCGGAAGGGGAAGGUUGAUCAUGCAACGACGUGCCGACAUUGUUGGAGCGGGUGCAGCCGCAGCAGGCGAUGACUCGGAAGAGGAGGCUGGACCGGUCGAGAACUACACGGGUGUCUCGAUCAAGGUCUCGUUCAACUCGAAACACGAUGAAGGUCUUCGCAUCCAGCAGCUCUCUGGUGGUCAAAAGUCGCUGGUGGCCCUGGCGACCGUGUUUGCCAUCCAGAAGUGCGACCCCGCGCCCUUCUACCUUUUCGACGAGAUCGAUGCCAACCUCGACGCGCUCUACAGGACGGCGGUCGCCAACAUGAUCCGCGAGCUGGCGGAGAACGCGCAGUUCAUCACCACCACGUUCCGACCGGAGAUGGUGCAGGUGGCGAGGAAGCACUACGGUGUGCUCUUCGAUGCCAACAAGGUCAGCAGCAUUAGGAGCAUCACCAGGGACGAGGCGUACGAGUUUGUCGAGGCUGCUGCGACCACGGAGCCUGCGCGUUGA